GUAAAGAGUACGGCAGUGGGACAUGUAUUUUAGCGACUUUAUAAAUCAAAAUGUAAAACUAUGGCAGCAGGAACCAUGCAAGCAGGUUUUUAUGUGGCCGAAUGUUAUUCAGAUGGAUUAAAAUGAGUGUGGAGUAUAAAGUACCUGUGUAAAAUGUGCUGAAUUAUUCUAUUUAAAAAAAAAUAGAAAGGAAUACCAAAAAAACAACAUGAAGCUGUACAAAAGUGGGAAACAAUGCAGUUUAAUAACUUUAAUAUGUUGGAUCGGUUAUGUACUUGGAUCAUGCAGUACCGAUUCGCAGAAAUUAACAUACAGCCUAGAUGAAGAGCAAGAUCCAUUGACUAGAGUUGCAAGUAUUUCUAAUGACUUAAGUCAAGAAUAUGGUCCACCAUAUCGUGAAAAUUUCUUCCUGGAAUCGGAUAUAAAAGAAAAAUUUGAUAUUAAUUAUUCUACAGGGGUAAUAAAAACAAAAGUAGCGCUUGACAGGGAAGAACAAAGUACAUACAUGUUCUAUAUUGAAAAAAAUUUAGGAGAAAUUAUUAAGAUUUGUAUCACAAUAAAUGUUUUGGACAUUAAUGAUAUAGCUCCACACUUUGAAAGUGAUUAUAUUUUACUCAACAUAACAGAAGGAAGACCGGAUCCUCCUCAAAAGUUGAUAAUCGGGAGUGCUACUGAUGAAGAUGUUGGAAACAAUACCAUUGCAGGGUUUAGGCUUGCCACUGGAAAUGUGGAUUAUGCCUUUAAUGUAACUGGAAAUUACACAGCCAACUCCUCCAACAAGUUCCAACUAACACUUGUUGUAAAUGGGACCCUUGAUUAUGAAACUACUCAGUUUUACACACUAUACAUUGAAGUUUUUGAUGGAGGAAGUCCAAGAAAAACAUCAACUAUGCAGGUCGGAAUAAGGAUCUUGGAUGCCAAUGAUAACAGUCCGAUAUUUAAUCAAAGUAAAUACUCAACACUAGUUUCUGAAGAUACAGCUAUUGGAACAAGUAUUUUAGAAGUACAUGCCACUGACUUGGACUCCGGAGAGAAUGGAAGGGUAUCGUAUUCUAUUGACAAAAACACAAGCGUUGAUGACUGUGUUGAUGUUGAUUCAGAAACAGGUGUGGUUACAUUAAAGAAAAUGCUGGAUUAUGAAACAAAGAAAAGUUACAACAUAUUUGUAAUUGCUCGAGAUCAUGGAUACCCUUUAAAUCAUGGACUAGCUGUCAUUGAGGUUGAAGUAGAAAAUGUGAAUGAAUUACCUGCAAACAUAGACAUAAAGUAUAACAAUGAUGAACCGAGAAUACUAGAAAAUGCCACCAUUGGAUCAUUUGUUGCAAGAGUCUCAGUCAGCGAUCCCGAAUCACCAGAAACAGGAAAUAAUCAAAUCAGUGUCAAUCUUCACGGGGCCAAUGGAAUGUUCAAACUUGCGAAUACCAGUACUGAAACAUUCAUGAUUGUAGUUGCUCAGAGGUUAGAUAGAGAAACGAAGUCUUCAUACAACCUGACCCUGACUGCAGCAGAUACUGGUACCCCUCCCCUCUCAGCCACAGAGUCCUUUGUUCUGCAGAUAGAUGAUGUCAAUGACAAUCCUCCAAAUUUCUUGAAACAAGUGUAUGAAGCAUAUGUUGAUGAAAUGUCUGAUGCUGGCAGCUCAGUGAUAACAAUAACUGCAGUUGAUACAGACAUUGGAGUUAAUGCUGAUGUCUCGUACCACAUACAGGCUGGUGGAAACGCAGACUGGUUUCAGGUUGACACCACAACUGGAUUGAUCACAACACGGGGCCAGGUGGACUGUGAGGUGGACUCUCGUCCUUCAUUCUGGCUCGUGGCCACCGACCAUGGCAACCCCGCCCUCUCCUCCAGCACUGAGGUGAUUGUUGCAGUACGAGACGUCAACGACAAGGAGCCAACAUUCGACCAGAGUCUGUAUGCAGCAUCUAUUCAUGAAAAUGAAACCAUUAACAGCUGCAUUUUACAGGUAAACGCUACAGACCCUGACUGCGGUGUGAACGGCCAGAUCCACUACAGCCUAGCCGGCCUAUCAAGCUUUUUCACGAUUGAGGAGUUCACGGGACGAAUCUGCAUCAGCCAACAGCUUGAUUUUGAGAGCCACGAGCUGUUUGAGUUCUCUGUGAUAGCAACAGACAGUGGAGGCUUUUCCACCACAGCCAAUGUACAGAUGAACAUAUUGGAUGUCAAUGACAAUGUUCCGGAGUUUUACCCACGGAACUAUAGCAAGAACAUACAGGACAGUACGCAACCAGGGUCAGAGGUUAUCACGGUUCAAGCCACAGAUCCAGACUCUGGGACGUACGGACAUAUUCUGUACUCAAUUUUCUCUGGGAACGGUGAAAACAGAUUCACAAUCGAUGCUAAAACUGGCACGAUAUCAGUCCACCAGAGCCUGCCAUCCACGGAGCAGUUGUAUCGCCUGGUGGUAGAUGCACGUGACGGUGGAGGCCUAGGCUCUGCACAGCGAGCGCAGGUCUACAUCAGCGUAACUGGGCAAGGCUACAACCCUCCAGUCUUUUUAGAGUCCAUGUACAGGUUCCAGAUUGCCGAGGAUGUCGGGGAAAACUUCGAAAUUGGAACUGUCGUAGCCACGUAUGCAGGCAGCUCCAAGGGAAUCUCCUACUCAAUAUCGUCAGGUGACCGGUACUCGUUCUUCAAGAUACAGGCAUCCACAGGUGUUAUCAGCACCGUCAAGGAACUGGACCACGACGAGUUUCCCUCCUUCCUCCUCUCUGUUCAAGCAGAAACAGGCAGCACUCACCUGUUUGGUACAACACAGGUAAAUAUCACAGUUCUCGAUGUAAAUGACAAUGCACCACAGUUUAUCAGCAGUCAGGUGACCACAUCUGUCUCUGAGGCAACCAGCUCCAUGGUUACCAUUUACUCCGCCCAUGCCACGGACAAGGACAGUCGGGAGAGUGGGAAUGGGGAGGUACGCUACAGACUGCAGGAGGCUAGAAACCUUUUCGAGAUAGAUGCCAUGAGUGGGGACAUCCACCUGGCCAUUGGUGCCAGUCUGGACUAUGAGACUGUACGGCAGCACAGCGUGGUGAUAGUGGCUUUUGACCAGGCCAAGACUGCCAAGCUCAGCUCCAGCAUGACUCUCAUUGUCAACGUCCAGGAUGCUAAUGAUAACCCACCAGUUUUUGAAAGGGGACAUUUUGUGUUUCACGUUCUAGAGAAUGAGUCUGUGAAUAAAAAAGUGUACAAGAUCAAUGCAACAGACAAGGACAGUGGUGAAAAUGGCAGAAUAUCUUUCAGUUUAGUGAACUCUGAUGGUCUAGACAAGUUUGGAAUAUUUCCAUCUGAUGGAUUUAUGUACCUUAAGCAGACAGUUGACCGUGAAGAACGGUCAGAGUACACUUUUACUGUCGUGGCUCGGGAUCACGGCCAGCCAAGCAAAUCAGCUUCUGCCCAGGUAACUGUGUAUAUAGAAGAUUUCAAUGAUAAUGUGCCUGAAUUCACCCAAGAAGAAUAUAGGUUCUUUGUUGAAGAAAACCUUGCUUCAGGGAAAGUUGUAGGACAUGUGAUGGCACAUGAUGCUGAUUCCCUUCAGAACUCCCAGCUACAGUAUGACUUCACCAAGGUACAGAAUGAUUUCCAGAUCUCAUCUCAGGGAGUUAUAUCCACUACACGUGCACUGGAUCGGGAAACCAAGCAGUCCUAUGACCUUGAAGUAGUGGUGCGCGACUCUGGUACUCCUGUAAGAUACUCUAAGGUGGGAGUAUAUAUCAGUGUGACUGAUGUAAAUGACCAUGCCCCGGAAAUCACCAACUCACCAUUGAAGGCCUACAUAGAUGAGAACCAGUCGAAAGGGGAGAGGGUUGUGAAAAUCCGGGCUGAGGAUCGCGACGCCGGAAACAAUGGCACCAUCUCCUUCUCUCUCGACACAAUCAAUGAUCCCCUGUUCAAAGAUGCACUCAAUUUCUUUGAGAUUCACCCUGAAUCUGGGUGGAUAACAACAAAGGAAGUCCUGGAUUACGAGGUCAAAAACUUGUACAAGUUCAAGGUCAUUGCCACAGACUCUGGGGUCCCUACACAGUCCACAAGUCGUGACUUUGAGAUACUGGUGAAUGACUUCAAUGAUGGUGCCCCUGUAUUUCCUGAUAAUGUAAACAUUACUUUCUAUGUUGUGGAGAAUACUCCAAUAGGAACUUUUGUCGGAAAAGUUCUAGCUUAUGAUUCUGAUGCUGGGGAAUAUGGACAAAUUUCAUACUAUAUUACUGCUGGGAACAUAUUUGGAUUAUUUUCGGUGUCAAAAGACAAUGGAUCUAUUUACACAAUCAGGGAAAUUGAUUUCGAAAAGACAUCAUCUCAGACAGUUGGAAUAACAGCUGUGGACAAUAGUGUAUACCAGAAGAGUAGUGUAAUUACCAUCAAAAUCAACAUAGUUGAUACAAAUGACAAUUCACCAGUUUUUGAGCAUGACCCAGUUUUCCUGGUGUUGCGUGAAAACACUCCAAUCAACACAGUUAUACACACGUUCACAGCCACAGAUGCAGACUCUGGUGUAAACGGCACAGUUCGCUAUGAGAUUGUGAAUGAGAACAGCCGUCACCUACAGAUCAACCCAUACACUGGAAAACUGAGUGUGAACAGAACUAUAGACUAUGAGCAGAUGAAGGACAUUUCCCUGAUCAUUCGGGCCACCGACCAGGCUCCUACCCCAGCAAGCCAGCGGUACACAACUCUGACUGUCCGGAUACAGGUGUUGGAUGAGAAUGACAACGCUCCGAUGUUCCAGUCUUACUCCAUGCUGCAAGUCCACGAGGAUGAACCAGUCGGCUACCAGCUCGUGUCCAUCAUCGCCACUGAUGCAGACGGCAACUACAACAAUAGUGGCAACAACCUCGUCACCUUCUCCAUUCUCAGUGGCAAUUCUCAAAAUGCAUUCAACAUUGACCAGCACACAGGUGUGUUAAGUGUUGCUUCACCUCUAGACCGUGAGACGGUGAGUACGUACGCCUUAGAAGUUGAGGCAUCUGAUCAUGGCCAUCCGCGUCAGGCAACUGUGUUUACUCUGACCAUACAGGUACUUGAUGUGAAUGAUAAUCCCCCAAACUUCCUCAAGACCACCUACGAGGCAAGCGUAGAGGAAAACAGCAUUGCUGGCAAGCUCAUUGUCAAAGUCUCUGCCACGGACGCUGACACAGGCAUAAAUGGUCAGCUUAUGUACAUGAUAUCAGAGGGCAUUGCAGAUGACUACUUUGACAUUGACAGAGUCACUGGUCUUAUUACCUUAGCAACUGAUAAAAUUGAUAGAGAAACGAAGAGUUCAUACACAUUCACAGUGUACGUGCAAGAUGCUGGUUCCCCACGUCUUUUUGACAUGGCAACCGUGGUUGUGAAUGUUACUGACGUCAAUGACAAUAUGCCUGUGUUUCGCGUGAAAGAGCACUUCCUGCAGAUUCCAGAAAACCUCGUACAGGACAACAUCUACCUCAUUGUUGCACAGGAUGCAGACAUCGGGGACAACGCUCGUGUCAGAUACAGCAUCACAGGGGGAAAUAUUGGCAACAAGUUUGUGAUUGACUCGGACACAGGUGAGUUGUCCCUUCAAGGAGCCCUGGAUCGGGAACUUGUCCGUGAUUACACGCUCAAUGUCAAGGCGAGUGAUGGGUAUGGACAGGACACGUGUGAAAUGUUCAUCAGAGUUCAGGACCAGAAUGACAAUGACCCGAUCUUCCAGAAGACUCCUUAUGAAAAGGUGCUGGCAGAGAAUGUUCCUGUAGGAACCACUGUAGUCGUUGUGACAGCAGCAGACCCGGAUGAGGGAGCCAAUGGGAAUGUCACAUACUCACUCAACAACGAGUCCGAGGACGCCAGUGUGUUUGACAUUAACCCAGUGACUGGCGUCAUUGUCACUAAAGGGACUUUUGACAGGGAAAAGAAAGCACAGUAUUCAUUUGAAGUGGUAGCCAGUGAUGCUGGUAUAUAUGACCGGCGGUCAGAGAAGGUUCGCGUGGAGGUGCAGUUCAGUGACAUCAACGAUAAUGCCCCGGUCUUCAAGGAGCUGCCGUACACCAUUGAUGUCACCCAGGGAACAAAUGCCAACACUGUCAUUCUCACCAUGAUUGCCGAGGACAAGGAUGCCGGCAAAAAUGGAGAGGUCACAUACCGCCUGCUCACCAACACAAACUUCUUCGUUAUUGAUGGAAGGACCGGGGAGAUUCGCACCGCUCAACGGCUUAGUGUCGAGGCUCUUGGCUACCACAACCUAAAAGUUAUUGCCACUGAUGGAGGUGACACUCCACAAAGUGCAACAGGUGUUGUUGAGGUAAGUGUGGGGAGUGUGAACAGCCAGCUGCAGUUUACCCAGACCAACUACACUGGCAGUGUACAAGAACACAGCCCCAAGGGAACUUCUGUCAUCUCUGUUACCCUUUCAACCACACCCGCCAUACCAACAAUAUUCAGCUUUGCAACAGGCAAUAACAACAAUGCCUUCAGCAUUGACAACCAAGGCCGUAUAAAGGUGAACAAUCCCGCAGCUAUAGACUAUGAGGAGAGUGAAUCAAUGCGGCUGAUAGUGGCGGCCAUGUCAGGGGAAGUCUAUGCAUACACGACAGUGUGGGUGAACCUGGAGGAUGUGAACGACAAUGCCCCACUUUUCUCUCAGAACAGAUACGUGACCAAGUUCUAUGAAGAGCAGAAGGAGCCUGACACCUUUGUCAUGCAGGUGAUGGCCACAGAUGCUGACAGUGAUGGCCCAAACUCUGACAUUGUAUACAAUAUAGUGGGUAUCUACAGUAAUCGUGGAGAGAGUGUAGAUGGCGUGUUCGUGAUUGACCCACCAAAAACAGGCAUCAUCAAAACCAACGUAAUUGUGGACUACGAGGUGAUCCCUUCAUACAAGCUGAUUAUUGAAGCAAAGGAUAAUGGGAUAGAUGGCUCCAAGUCUAGCAGCUGCACUGUGCGCAUAAACAUCAUCGACAUCAAUGACAACCCGCCGAAGUUCCCUAACACAUCACCUGUUGAGAUCAGUGAAAAUGCAGACAUUGGCACAUCUGUUGCCAUGGUAACAGCAAACGAUGUGGACACAAGCCCAGCCGUGGUGUACAACUUCAGUAAUCAAGGCAACCCAGACGGCAUGUUCUCCCUAGAUCGCUACAGUGGCAUCAUCCGGUUGGCCCGCAACCUUGAUUAUGAGACGCGCAGACGCUAUAUUGUGGGUCUGCAGGCGACUGACGGGAACCAUACAGUCCAGACCACGCAGGAAGUAUUAGUCCUGGAUGAGAAUGACCACGCCCCACAGUUUGUUCAGCAGAGCUAUAAGGUGACAUUGCAAGAGACAGAGAAGUCGGCGAUGUUUGUGGUGAGAGUUAACGCCACCGAUGCUGACAGUGGACAGAACGCGGUUAUCACCUACAGUCUUGCCACAGACAGCAACCUCUUUUACAUCAACCGCACAUCAGGGAUGAUUUACACAAAUGGAGCCAUCCAAUAUGAUCCUGAAGAUGAGAUAGUUCAGCUUGUUGUCAUGGCAACAGAUGGUGGUUCCCCUCAUCUGUCUGCAGUAGCGGCCGUCUAUGUGCAGGUCACCAGCGUGAACAAGUUCGAGCCAAAGUUUAAUGAACUAAGAUACUCGACAACCAUCAAUGAAGAUGUGGGGGUAGGGUACGCUCUCCUGCAUACCAGAGCCCAAGACAAUGACACACACGGGCACAACAAAGAUAUUGACUACUUCAUCUUGGCUGGCAACACUGACAACACCUUCAUCAUCGACCAAAAGAAUGGCAGCAUCAUCCUAAACAGCCCGCUUGACCGGGAGACAGUGGAUCAGUACCAUCUUGUCAUUAUGGCCAAGGAUCGCGGAAAUCCACCAAAGAAUUCCACCACAAUAGCUGACAUUAUAGUGCAGGAUGUCAAUGACAUGGUACCAUACUUUGAGUACAGUGAAUAUUUUGUGGAGCUAAAUGAAUCCUUUCCCAGUGACACAAAGUUCCUAAGCAUCAAAACAUUUGACGAUGAUGAGGGUGACCAUGCUAAGGUUUAUUACACAAUUACAUCUGGGAAUGAAGAUGGGCUGUUUAUAUUCAACCCUAGUACAGGGGACUUGUAUAUCACUCCCAAUCUUCACUUGGACUAUGAACGCCAAUCCUAUCACAUAUUGGUUGUGAAAAUUACCGACUGUAAUGGUUGUGGAUCAGGUGUUCCAGUGUUCAGUAAUAUAACAUUGGUGCAUGUGAAUGUGACAGAUGUGAACGAGUACAGCCCCACCUUCCCGGUAAUGAUCUACUAUGAGGGUGUCAGUGAGAACAUGCAGGCUGGCUCAGUUGUGUUUGAAGCCCAUGCCAAUGAUAAAGAUGCUGGGGAGUAUGGACUUGUUACCUACACUCUCACUGGGACCGAUCUCUUCUCAGUGCACUACAAAACUGGACUGGUUACAAACAAUCAGGAGUUUGAUUAUGAAAGUCUUAAGCAGGAGCAGCUUGAAUAUAUUUUCCAAAUUCAUGCUGAAGACAAGGGUGGUAGAAGGUCUUCAAUCAAUGUUAAACUGCGAGUGCUUGAUGAGGAUGAAUACUCUCCAGUGUUCGUUAGUAAGGCCUACACAUUUGAUAUCCCUGGAUCAGCCCCAAAGGGAACUUUUAUAGGCCGUGUGUUGGCAACUGAUGAAGACAAGGGCAGUGCAGGCAGACUGGUAUACAAGAUGAAGCCUUCACACAACUAUUUCACUGUCAAUGCUUCAACCGGAGAGCUCUAUGUCAUACAUGACCUCAAUAAGCAGAUUUCUUCUGAAGCCACACGUAGUAAGCGAGAGGUGAAUGCAAUCUUGAUAGAGGUUAGCUCUGGUAUGGCAGACUCGCUAACUGCUUCAGUUGUCAUUGAUAUUGAGGUUGAACGUAGCUGUCAGGGAUGUGCCAUGCAAUAUUUGGCUACACCUGGCCCCUCAACAGCUCCGGCAUCAGUUAAUGUGGUUUACAUCAUUGUUCCAAUCCUGUGUGUCAUCAUCAUUGCUAUAAUUAUAGUUGUAUUUGUGUUUGUUAGAAGAAAGAGGAGUGGGAAAACUCCCCCACCUAGUGAGACACCGAUGUAUGACACUGAUGAGUUUGACUCUCCCCAGCCACAAACCAUGGGUCCACCACCAAACUACACCAGUGUGACGGGUUACCAUGGCAACCCAAUGGCUAACAUAACGGUGUCAUCAGAUAUGUCUGGCCAUUCAGGCUCCAGCGGACGCGGCUCUGCUGAGGAUGAUGAGGAUGAGGAAUUAGCAAUGAUUAACUCAAGUUCCCCAUCUUGUUUGAACAAUUCUAAUGGAUUUAGGAAAAAUAUGCCUGAUUCUGGAAUUCAGGAAGAUGACAAUACAUCUGAACCAUCAGUGCAAAAUCACCAGGAUUACUUAGCUAGACUUGGUAUAGAUACUGCAAAAAUAAACUCUAAAGCCAAGUCCGGGCUUGGCCAGUCAGUAGAGAGUAUGCAUCAAUUCUCAGACUCUGGAGGAGGAGAGGGGGACGGGUUAGAGAUAGGCAAUAUAGACUAUAGUAAAUUAAAUGGUACAAAUUUAGACCAUGAUGGUCUCAUGGACAAAAACAAUGACAUGGGUUUCCAUGAGCCCGAGCCCAAUAUGGGUGGGUCAUUGUCAAAUGUGAUAAACAGUGAGGAGGAAUACAGUGGCUCCUACAACUGGGACUAUUUAUUAGAUUGGGGGCCACAGUAUCAGCCUCUGGCCAGUGUGUUUUCUGAAAUAGCAAGAUUAAAAGACGAUAGUUAUCAGCCAAAGAAGCAAGCUGUGCAAAUUGUUCCUCAGCACCGUCAUGUAAAUGCAAGUGUUCCUCAGCCAAUACGCAUGAACUCUCAUCCACCCCCCAUGAUCACCAAUGCUCCCCCAAAAGCUCAGCCAGUGUCAAGAUCAGCUAGAUCUAGUCAUUCCUCUGGUGUGUCAAAUGUGAACUCUGCUCGCAGCAGCACAAUAAACACCUCUCUCCCCAGCAUGCCGCGCUCGCCCAUCAGUCACGAGUCAAGUUUUACCUCACCGGCCCUCACGCCCUCGUUCACUCCCUCUCUGUCUCCCCUGGCAACAAGGAGCCCCUCUGUAUCUCCUGUGAACAGUGGGCGGGGCCAGGUGACGCCACGAAGUCGGGCAGCCCAAAACAACCAGUUUGUUUUCAGUUCUUCCAGCUCAGAACAGGAACUACGCAUCUAGACCAGCUUGUCUCAUUGUUGUGCUAUCAUAGUUUCAAACUGUGUCUCCUCAAUUUUUACUAAGAGAAGUACAUGUCUUACAUAAGCAACAUUUGAUAAUGCUUCAAUUCAUGUUGUUGUGAAAUUAUUUAUUGAACAAAUAUCAAAUAUUUCUGUAUUAUCCAUAUUAUGCAAAUGCAUUAUUAUAACGAGUUAUCUUAGCUGUUAUUGUGCAUUUCACAUACUGUAGAAACAAGGUUUUGGAUGAUAUGUUUAUUUUUCAGUAACUAUUAUCAAGUUGGCAGAAAUGUUAUACUCAAAAUUUAAAUGAUUUGGCUUAAAAGUCUAUUUUGAUUAAAAAAAUAAUCUGUAUUUUGAUUUUCCAAAUUUCAUUAAAAAAUACUGAAUAAUAAUAUAGAAAUUUAGAGAAAACCGUUUGUUCUACAGUAUGUGAAACAUGCCAUAGUUCUAGAACAGAUCUUACAGAAAUCAAAAAUGCUGUUUUUCUUACAAAUCUCUUUUUACAUACCUCUAAAGUUGAUAUUUAAAUAUUCUAAGAUUAUUCAUAUUAUUGUUGUUGUGAACAUUUUUUCUCUGUGGAUAUACUCAUUCUGGUUGUUUACCAAAGUUUUAAACCAUGCUUUAAUUUUUCUAAUCAUUGAUCAUUAAUGACAAUAUUUGGUUGUGAUCAAAAGUUUUAUUGUGAUGCAUUUAAUCUUAAGUUUUAGUUUGUCUAGAUCUUAAAACAUAGAUCUUAAACCAUUGAUCAAAGUAUCCAGUCAAUUUUAUUUCCUAAUUGGUAUUAUGUUUUUUAGUUGUUUUUUCUGAAUUUAAUGGUUGAAAGUUUUUUUUUAAUUUUUGAUAUAUAUUGAAAAUGUCUUUACUUACCAUGCACAGCUUUAAGCAAUAUGAUUUUAUCUUGAUUAGAUACUUACAAAGCUUUAGGCGUUGCCCCAAUGUAACAGUGUGUAUAUAUAGGAUACAAUUAGGACCAUAUGCCAAAGUUGAUGUUGUGAAUGUACAAUAUUUGGCCUUUUGGUGUAUAUAAUGUGAUUUGCUUUAAUUUCAAAAGUCAUCAUUCCGUUAGAUAUAAUUAAAACUGCAUUAAAAUACCUUAAAAGAUAUUGGCAAAUACAUUCUUUCUUUUAAAAUCAAAUUGCUCCAAAAAGUAUGCCUCUAAUCUUGGAAUAAGAACAUGGUUACAUUCUAGUUCCAUUCUAUAUGCCUCUAAUCUUGGAAUAAGAACAUGGUUCCAUUCUAUACGCCUCUAAUCUUGGAAAUAGAACAUGGUUCCAUUCUAUACGCCUCUAAUCUUGGAACAAGAACAUGGUUCCAUUCUAUAUGCCUCUAAUCUUGGAACAAGAACAUGGUUCCAUUCUAUAUGCCUCUAAUCUUGGAACAAGAACAUGGUUCCAUUCUAUAUGCCUCUAAUCUUGGAACAAGAACAUGGUUCCAUUCUAUAUGCCUCUAAUCUUGGAACAAGAACAUGGUUCCAUUCUAUAUGCCUCUAAUCUUGGAACAAGAACAUGGUUCCAUUCUAUAUGCCUCUAAUCUUGGAACAAGAACAUGGUUCCAUUCUGUAUGCCUCUAAUCUUGGAACAAGAACAUGGUUCCAUUCUGUAUGCCUCUAAUCUUGGAACAAGAACAUGGUUCCAUUAUGUAUGCCUCUUAUCUUGGAACAAGAACAUGGUUCCAUUCUGUAUGCCUCCAAUCUUGGAACAAGAACAUGGUUCCAUUCUGUAUGCCUCCAAUCUUGGAACAAGAACAUGGUUCCAUUCUGUAUGCCUCUAAUCUUGGAACAAGAACAUGGUUCCAUUCUGUAUGCCUCUAAUCUUGGAACAAGAACAUGGUUCCAUUCUAUAUGCCUCUAAUCUUGGAACAAGAACAUGGUUCCAUUCUAGCCCAUCUCCACUGGUAUCAUGAUGUGUUUAUGUUUGAAGAGUAGUGAUCUGUGAGUAAUCUCUUAUGAUAAAACUUAUAUGUCCUUUUUAUUCAAUUUUAGAGAUAUAUUAUUUGCUUAACAUUCCAUUCUCAUUUUAAAGUCCUUGGUCUUCAUUAUGUAAAUUCCACAUGGCAAUAUUUUAAUGCAAUAAAUCAAUAUUGUAUGCAUUUGCUUUUCAAAAUGAUUGCAUUUUUAUAAUGUCGUUUCCAUUAUCUCCUUGGUCACACGACCAUCAUCAUCAUCAUCAUCAUCAUCAUCAUCAUCAUCAUCAUCAUCAUCAUGUCUUUAUAUGACAUCUCUUCGAAGUAUAUUUGUUGUUUUGAAGUAUAUUUGUUGUUUCGGUAGAUCUAGAGUCUGUAUACACGUUCCCAGUUCUUCUAUACAGGUUCAACCUGUUGUCAUCUUGUUUUUUACAAAGUACUUUAUAUUGAUAAUAAAAUAUGAAACUAG
Molecule: messenger RNA, 12517 nt
Organism: Mya arenaria
Lineage: Eukaryota; Metazoa; Mollusca; Bivalvia; Myida; Myidae
Product: protein dachsous-like
Exons: 20
Coding region: 209-10147 (3312 amino acids)
Biological process (GO): homophilic cell-cell adhesion
Cellular component (GO): plasma membrane
Molecular function (GO): calcium ion binding
Source: RefSeq, a predicted model, not a curated record